Carassius auratus (goldfish) is the source of this 3037-nucleotide messenger RNA. Its product is annotated as peroxisome proliferator-activated receptor delta-like. The record is from RefSeq and is a predicted model, not a curated record. Lineage: Eukaryota; Metazoa; Chordata; Actinopteri; Cypriniformes; Cyprinidae. Gene Ontology annotation, molecular function: DNA-binding transcription repressor activity, RNA polymerase II-specific; RNA polymerase II cis-regulatory region sequence-specific DNA binding; nuclear receptor activity. Gene Ontology annotation, biological process: positive regulation of transcription by RNA polymerase II; hormone-mediated signaling pathway; negative regulation of cholesterol storage. The transcript has 8 exons. Gene Ontology annotation, cellular component: nucleus. The coding region runs from base 176 to 1699 and encodes 507 amino acids.
GGUGACGUCACACCGGAGCGCUCGCGCCGUCCGUCGGGACUCCGGUGUGAUGCAGCGGAGCGAGUCCCGGUCAACAUGAAGCGUUCCGCGGAUUCCGAGGAUCCCACCGGAGAAUAACGGAGGAAACCGACGGGAUCGUUCGCUCUGACGCGUGCUGUUAUGAUCGCCGCGGCGCAUGAGCGUCUUUGAGUUUCUGGAGAUGGAAGGAAGAGACUCCGCGAGGAGCAGAUUACGCAGAGACCCCGGUGUGGUGGGCGGAGUCUGUGUGGUGAAAAGAGACUCCUCCCCCUGCAGUAGCCCGGGGGAGGGGCCAGACGACAAACACUUACAGGACGUGCUGUGUGAGCUGGGCGCGGGGGCGGAGCUUAACCUGGAGCUGGACUUGAGGGUGGAGCCUGAGGACGGCAUGGAUCUGCAGGGGGAGGAGCUUAGCUGGGAGACGAAUCAGCAGGAGGCAAACGAACAGGAAGAGCAGAGCAACACGAGCCGCAACACAGCCAGUCCUGAAGCCUCCACAGAUCUCGCCAAAGCAUCAUCUCUGUCGGAGCAGCUCCUGCAGGGCCGUGUGGAGGGGGCGGGGCUUAACAUGGAGUGUCGCAUCUGUGGAGACAGAGCGUCAGGGUUCCACUACGGCGUUCAUGCCUGUGAGGGCUGCAAGGGGUUUUUUCGGAGGACCAUUCGUAUGAAGCUGGAAUAUGAGAAAUGCGAGCGCAGCUGUAAGAUCCAAAAGAAAAGUCGGAAUAAAUGUCAGUUCUGUCGUUUUCAGAAGUGUCUGAUGCACGGGAUGUCCCAUGACGCGAUCCGAUACGGGCGGAUGCCGGAGGCGGAGAAGCGUAAGCUAGUCGCGGGUCUGUUAGCAGGAGAAAAGAGCUCUCCGAACACCAGCGGCUCAGAUCUGAAAUCUCUCGCCAAACGGGUCAACAACGCCUACCUGAAGAACCUGAACAUGACCAAGAAGAAAGCUCGCAACAUCCUGACGGGGAAGACCAGCGCAAGCCCGCCGUUUGUCAUUCAUGACAUGGACUCGCUGUGGCAGGCGGAGAACGGGCUGGUCUGGAAUCAGGUGAUUAACGGAGCUCCGUCCAAUAAGGAGAUCGGCGUGCACGUGUUUUACCGCUGCCAGUGCACGACCGUGGAAACCGUACGAGAACUCACAGAGUUCUCCAAAAGCAUCCCCGGAUUCAUUGACCUUUUCUUGAAUGACCAGGUGACGCUGCUGAAGUACGGGGUGCACGAGGCCAUCUUCGCCAUGCUGCCGUCGCUCAUGAAUAAAGACGGGCUGCUGGUGGCCAAUGGGCGGGGCUUCGUCACCAGAGAGUUCCUGCGCAGUCUGCGAAAACCCUUCAACGAGAUCAUGGAGCCCAAGUUUGAGUUCGCCGUGAGGUUUAACGCUCUCGAGCUGGACGACAGCGACCUCGCGCUCUUCGUGGCUGCUAUCAUCCUCUGUGGAGAUCGUCCAGGUCUCAUGAACGUCCACCAGGUGGAGGAGAUCCAGGACAACAUCCUCCAGGCCCUGAACCAUCACCUGCAGCUCAAUCAUCCCGACGCCAGCUUCAUCUUCCCCAAACUGCUGCAGAAGCUGGCGGAUCUGCGACAGCUGGUGACGGAGAACGCCCUGCUGGUGCAGAAGAUCAAGAAGACGGAGUCCGAGACGUCGCUGCACCCGCUGCUGCAGGAGAUCUACAAAGACAUGUACUGAUCGAACCAUUCCAGGCACGCCGACCGAUCACUGUGACCUUCAGAGCUGGUGUUUUUAUAAAACCGACGACUUGUCGCUGAUGGAGUCAGCGCAAACUUAACUCUAACUUUGUCACGGAUCAGAGACGAUAACAUUCGCAUCAGAUUUCCUCCGUCUUCAGAUCGCAUCAGUGCAUUCCUGUUCAUGAUGGGGACGAAAAUGUCUUUGACAGCACAGUGUCACAAAAACACAUUGACCAGUAAGACACUUAAGAAAUACUUAAAUCUAUUAAAGCUAUUUCGCCGUCUGAAGUUAAAAACCAAAGGUUGCUGCUAUUCUUGAAAUCCGUUCCAUUUUCUCAUUUGUUUGGGUCAUUCGCAAGCUAGCCUUUCGUUAUGUUGCUUAUAAAGCCAAAAACACACUACGUACAUACGCUAACGCAACAUGCGAGCGCAUUGUUGUAUUCAAACGUAUGCGUUUGUGUUCGUGUGGCGGUAACAAACCUCAGUACUGAAGGAGGCGUUAGAGUUUCCGUCAAAUUAAUGUUAUUAAACUAUGUUAUUUCUCUGUUAGCUACAUGUAAACACGUUUAACUAACUUUAACUGGAUAGUAGUUGAGCUAACUUUAAUGCUAAUGUUCCCUAGAGCGCCCCUUGUGGCAGCAUUGAGAAUGCAACAAGCACUUGCGUUGUUUUCAUUGUGGAUCAAAUCGUUAUGAAACGACACAAAACUUAUACUAAUCCUAAAUGCUUUAAGACAAGUUUAUUAUAAUAAAACAAUGCUUAAACUGGUCUCCCAGAUAAAACCUCUCUACAAACCAGCUACGAGACUAGCUAAGACCAGUUUAGGCUGGUUCCUCUUAGCAGGGAUCUUCCCCAAUCACUGACAGAACGUCAUUACAACUUGCAAACCUCAAACUUUCCAUUUUUUUCUGUGUGUUUCUUCCAGUUUGUGUUUUUGAGAAAUGAUGCUGUGAUCACAUUUUCAUCAGAGCUCAUAUCAGAGAUCGAAUAUCUGUCUCCGGAGUUUAUAUUAAUGUUAUUUAAUAACGCUUUAUCACUUAGUUUCCUGAAUAAUGGCUGUGGCCGUAAACACGACGUCCCCAAUCGAGCAUAGCAUAACGCUGUUCCUGUCUCACCCGUGACCUUUGACCUCAGUCGGAUGUUGUUUGCGUGGUUGUGCUGCUAACUGGAUCAUGUAGACAUGCUGUGAAUCUGUUCUGAAUGGAUGGUCUUCCUGUCACAGUUUCCUGGUGAUGUGAACGAGGGGAACACGUCUGUGAUGAGGACGAGCGACCGCUGAUGUUUCCUACGGGCUUUUGUAAAACAUCUGAAUAAAUCUCUAGAGUGUACAACCACA